Molecule: messenger RNA, 5790 nt
Organism: Nezara viridula (southern green stink bug)
Lineage: Eukaryota; Metazoa; Arthropoda; Insecta; Hemiptera; Pentatomidae
Source: the annotation of a GenBank genome assembly
AUGGGAGAAGAUAGAGUACCAAAGAAUGUUUGGAAGCUCCUGCCAACUGGCAGGAGACCACGAGACAGGCCUAGAAGAACAUAUCUGGAACAUAUCCAACGACUAGGUGAGGAAGGAGGGAAAAACCUAGGUCAGUUGAAGGAAUUGGCGGGGUACCUCGGCCUUGCAGUUCAUCAGCAGGCAAGGUCCGUUCCACUAGCAGCAGUGGUUUCUCCUCAUCGUCCAAUCACAAUCAAAAACCUGCCAUUCAAGUUGCGGAGAUAUGUUGAAGAAGCAAUCAAGCAAUGCAACCCCUCUGAGAUACAUCUCUGCGAUGGAUCCGAGCGUGAAAGCAAGAUGUUCAUUGAAAAGAUGUUAUUUGAUGGAACGAUAGUGCCUUUACCCAAAUAUCGAAAUUGUUUCCUGGCACGUACAGAUCCAAAAGAUGUAGCAAGAGUAGAAUCAAAAACGUUCAUUUGUACAAAUAAUAAGAGAGAUACCAUCCCCGAACCAGCUGAAGGAGUAAUUGGCAAGCUGGGCAACUGGAUUUCGCCAGAUGGCAUGGAUGAGGCAGUGAGGAAAAGAUUCACAGGUUGUAUGAAGGGAAGAACCAUGUACAUUGUGCCUUUCUCUAUGGGACCUCUUGGUAGUCCUUUAGCAAAGUUCGGAUUGCAACUCACAGAUUCUACUUACGUUGCCGCAUCAAUGAGGAUAAUGACCAGGAUGGGAGAAGAGGUUCUUAGGCAUAUGAAUGAAGAUAAUGAAGAAGAGAUUGUUUUAGCGAAACAUUCAGUUGGAGCCCCAAUAGAUCCCAUGCACCGCAACCACAACCCCUGGCCUUGCAAUCCUGAGCAGACAAUAAUACUUCACAGGCCAGAAAAAAAUGAAAUUGUCAGCUAUGGUAGCGGAUAUGGUGGAAAUUCGCUGCUUGGAAAGAAAUGUUUCGCUCUCCGGAUUGGAUCAACUAUAGCGAAACGUGAAGGAUGGCUAGCUGAACACAUGUUGAUUUUAGGUAUUACUCCACCAAAUGGUAAAAAGAAAUACAUUUGUGCAGCUUUUCCAUCAGCUUGUGGUAAAACCAAUUUGGCUAUGCUGACACCUACGAUUCCUGGAUACAAAGUCGAGUGCGUAGGUGAUGAUAUUGCUUGGAUCAAGUUCAAUCCAAAAACAAAAAUGUUCCAUGCUAUCAACCCAGAAAAUGGUUUCUUUGGAGUAGCUCCAGGAACAUCGUGGAAGACGAACCCGAUGGCUAUGGCAACGAUUUUCAGAGAUACAUUUUUCACAAAUGUUGCCCAGACAAGUGAUGGUGGAGUAUGGUGGGAAGGCAUGGAACCAUUACCACCGAAUGUAAAAGUGACAAGUGACUGGCAAGGGCGAUUGUGGGAUGGAACAAAACCUGCAGCUCACCCUAAUUCAAGGUUUACAGCUCCUGCUCGAAAUCUUCCCAUCAUAGACCCACAAUGGGAAUCUCCUGAGGGUGUACCUAUUUCAGCAAUAUUGUUUGGGGGAAGGAGACCUAAAGGAGUGCCACUGAUAUAUCAGAGCUAUUCUUGGGAGCAUGGAGUACUUGUAGGUGCAAUGAUGAGGUCAGAGUCAACAGCAGCUGCAGAAUAUAAAGAAAAGCAAAUAAUGCAUGACCCUUUUGCAAUGCGUCCUUUCUUUGGGUAUAACUUUGGUCACUACCUACAGCACUGGUUGGACAUGCCUCAAAUUCACAAGGGCAUUAAACUUCCUAAGAUAUUCCAUGUAAACUGGUUUAGGAAAAAUUCAAAUGGUGAAUGGCUUUGGCCAGGAUUUGGUGAAAAUAUUCGCGUCCUCGACUGGAUUCUGAGGAGAACAGAAUCUGAUGAUGUUUCUAAUGCUGAAGAGACUCCAAUUGGUUAUGUGCCCAGUAAAGAUGCUAUUAAUCUUCAAGGCUUAAUCAACAACAACCUUGAAGAAGCACUCUCAGUACCAAAAGACUUUUGGAUAAAAGAGAUUGAAGAAUGUGAAAAAUAUUUUAAAGAACAAAUUCCAAAUGAUAUGCCAGAGAAGCUAAACCAAGAACUUGAAGCAUUAAAAAGCAGGGUGCAGAACUCUUAACAGUCCAUGCACUAAUUUAUAAACUUUGCCAUAAUGAAUGUUCCUUUGAUGAAAGUUAUUUAUAAUAAUUUUCUAUAUUUUAUGUGUGUGAAUUGUGUUUUAUAUUUUUUACAAAUCAUUACUUUAAAAAUUAAAAAAAAAAAGUCCUUAAUAUUUAUAUUUAUACAUUCCACUGUAAAAAGUUAUGUAAUUAUUUAAAAUAAACAAUAUGAUACAUAUUUUUAAUUAAAAUAAUAUCAGUCUAUCAAUGAGUGACUCAUGAUUAUUUACUAUAACCAAUAGUAAAAGAAAAUUCCUACAUCUUUUUUUUUUCAAUUCCUAUAUCGGUAACCUUCAUUAUUUAAUUCCCUAUUGUUCAUAUCACUUAUAUGCUCUUAACUCGCAAAUUUAUUUAUCUUUUCUUUUUUUGAAUUAUAGCCUUUAAUAUUAGAAAAUAGCCUUUACAAAAACUCUGAAAAAACAAGACAGGAUAAGUUCCUGGGCAAAGUAGUAAAAUUAAGAUUAAAUCCUACAAAAACUCAGGCGAUUGUUAUUGGUUCUAAUUCCCACCUCAAAUACCCUUCCUACUUUAACACAAAAUUAUCAUCUUAUCACUUAUAUUCUUUCAGCUACUUUGCUUAAAACCUAAAAACUACUGUCCAACUAUAAUCCUAGUAUACUUACAUCACCUAAAUUCCAUAAAGGUCGAUAAGGACCCUUUUGUCAUUCCAUCAUUACCACCAUUUUUUUUCACAACCUAAAAUUACACUUCUACUAUCCUUCUCUGUUGGAUUCCAGUUUGAGAAUGACUUUAUAUAGUGGCCAGGUAGCCUCCCAAUGGUAGGAAUGUGAUCUAUAUAGUAUAUCUAUUUAGUAUAAUCUACAUAUAUUAUAGAAGAGAGAAACUUCUUCUUCUCCCUCAACCUUUUUAUUGUUCCUUUCGCUCCUACACAUCAUACCUGUUGGUCUGACUGACACCUGGCUGACUGGCUAGACCUGCAUAUCAUCGAUUCCCAGCAUAAACUCUUGUCCUGCCCUCAAUUACCCAUUCCUUUCCUUUCUUCUCAUGAUCUCAUCCGAUUAUCAUACAAUAUCAAAACUCCCACGUUUCUUCCUAAAACCAUAACUUUCCGCAACCUUGACACCAUCCCCCGUGAUAAAAUCCUACCUGACCUAGAAAUCCUAAAUUGGAAUAUCUAUUCCUGCACCUCUAUUGUAGACAUCCUCACUUCUAAUAUUAUCCAUAUCCUUGACAUGCAUGCUCCUAUUAAAACCUCUACCUUUUAUUGCCAACCUGCUCCUUGGAUAUGUCAAGAAAUUCGUGACAAGACAUGAGGCAGCCGGAGCCUAUAGAUGCGUCUGACGAACUCGACUAACAGAUGAUUAUCAAGCAUACAGAUUACUCCGUAACUUCACACAAACAACGAUCAGAAAAGAAAUCAAACUUCUACCACAAAACCCUCUCUUCUGUUCCUGAUUCUAAAUCAAUAUGGUUAAGCCUCCAUAAACUCUUUCAUUGUAAAUCCUCUUCCUCAUUGGUCUACCCGGUUUCACUUGAUGAAUUAAAUUCCUACUUUAUAUCUUCCUCCACCAGCAACAGCUCACCCUCUUCUUACCAGUUUUCCUUGUCCCCCUAAUUUAACAGUGAUAAUUUCUAUUUCUCCUACAUUUCACCAACCAACCUUACUUCCUCUAUAAUGAAAUCCCAUACAAACCCAUCGGAUUUGAUGGAAUACCUGUCAAACUGUUAAAAUUAUGCCUUCCCGAAGUCCUCCCUGUCCUUUUCAUCUAUAAUUUUUCCCUCCAGAACUCAGUUUUUCCAACUGCUUGGAAAAAAGCAUUAGUCAGACCUACUAAUAAAAUCCCCAAUCCUACUUCUCCUAAAGACUACCGUCCAAUCUCCAUUCUCUUUAACCUUUCUAAACCUCAGGAAAGAAUAGCUCAUUCCCAAAUCUCCAAAUUCCUUGAAAACUCAAAACUACUCAAUCCUCUCCAAUCUGGUUUUGUCCUGGCAUCUCCACAUGAUCCGCUCUAAUAAAUAUAACCAAUGACUUACAUACUGCAAUGGACGAAAAAAUGCUGUGUUAAUACUUCUCGACUUUUCCAAAGCCUCUUGACUCCUUAGACCACUCUAUACUCUACACUGAAUUAAAAUCUCUAUCCUUCUCCAACAGCUCCAUUAUUUGGUUUCAGUCUUUCCUUUCUGAUCGGACUCAAGCAGUUACCAAUCCAAACCAACACCUAUCUUCCAUACUUACGCUAUCCUCUGGAGUGGCCCAGGGUUCGAGCAUUUCCCCUCUCCUUUUUAAUUCCUAUAUAAAUUAUCUUCCCAAAUCCACCUACCACUGUUCACACCAUCUAUACGUUUAUGACUCCCAAAUCUAUUUAUCCUUUCACCCUUCUAAACUAUUAGUCGCGUUCGAAAAUAUUCAGGCAGAUCUAGAUAGGAUCAGUGGCUGGGCAAGUAUGAAUAAUUUAAAGAUUAACACGAUGAAAACUCAGGCCAUUAUUAUAGGUUCCAGUUCUCUUCUUAAAUCCAUCUUCUUCCUUUCUCCUUUAGUCAUAAGCGAUCAUCCCAUCAUAUUCAGCUCCUCCAUUAAAAACCUAGGAAUCACCAUUGACGAAAACAUCUUCUGAAAACCCAAUAUCGUCCUCAUCUCCCGAAAGUCAAUAAGUACCCUUAAGUUAUUUCAUCGCUCCCACAAGCUCCUUGUAUCCUGUCUUAUUUUCCCCCACUUGGACUGUGGUUGUGAGUGUAUGCUGUAUGGUUUAUGGAGGCAUCCCAAUGGUACUCGAGGAUAGAUUGAAGUUACUUAUGAACUCCUGCUUAAGAUUUGUCUUCGGUACUUCGAGGCGGUUUCAUGUCUCCCACCUUUACGAGUUAAUGUGGCUCUUCAUUUCUUCCUGCUGACAAUAUUUCCUUGGCUCUUUCCUACUCUUAACGAUCAACAGCCGACUUCCUUCCUACAUCUAGUUUCCUACAGUUCAAACCCGUGGUCCACUCCCAGAAAACAAGAUCCCGUGUUUCCGACUUUUAUAUCCCUUCCCAUAGAACUAAGACAUUUGAAUAUUCCUUUAUUGCCCAAUCCACUGCCUUCUAGAAUUCCCUGCAAUCUGAUAUCCGCCAUGCCUCUUUCUUGUCCUCAUUCAAAUAUCAUCUCUACCAAUUCCUUCUCACAUCCCAAAAUGAGGUUGUAAAAUGAAAUAAAUAUUAUGAAUCAAAUUUCGACUGAGGUAAAUGGUUGUUGAAAUUGUUUGAGUUUUAAUUUUAAGAAUCAACCCAUAGUGCUUAUAACAUUUUGCUUUUUAUUUCUCCUGAUUUCUGUUUUUCUGUUCAUUUCAAUAAUGUUAGUUUUUUUCAGAAUGGUUUUCCUUUUUUUAUUUGUUUUAAUAUAUUUUCACUGAAGGUAUUGUAUACAUUCUUUAAUUUUGAUUAAUAUAAUUAUUGGCCAGAUGUUUUUCUUUUUUGUUCAUAAUUGUUAUUCUUAAAGGAUCUCGUCCCAGAAUAAAAUUUAUUUUAUUACAUCUAUAUCUACGUAUAAUUAUAUGAUGUUUUUCAAAUACAUCGAAAUAGUAAUUCCAUACACUCAUAUUUAUUGAAACGUAUGUAUCAAUAUUUUUAAUGUAUCAGACCUCAAUAUUUUUAAUUUUAUAAGAAUAAGGAUGUAAAUAUCCAAAAAUAAAGUAUUUUUUUGUUAUCAAAUAGAAAAAUAUCAAUAAAAAAAAAAAAAUUAUAUUUUGGGUCUACAU